Actinia tenebrosa (Australian red waratah sea anemone) is the source of this 1376-nucleotide messenger RNA. Its product is annotated as DNA polymerase beta. The record is from RefSeq and is a predicted model, not a curated record. Lineage: Eukaryota; Metazoa; Cnidaria; Anthozoa; Actiniaria; Actiniidae. Gene Ontology annotation, biological process: double-strand break repair via nonhomologous end joining; base-excision repair. Gene Ontology annotation, cellular component: nucleus. Gene Ontology annotation, molecular function: DNA-directed DNA polymerase activity; DNA binding.
GGGGUGCUUUACAAAAUGGCGGUUCUUCUUAUUUUGGGAAAGUUCUAGUUUUCUUUUAAAAUAAAGCCGAUAAAAUCCUCCAGUUUCCACAGCUGGUGCUAAGUAUUUGAACAUGAGCAAAAGAAAAGCCCCAGAUCAAAAUCCCAACUCGGACUUUUGCGAUUUUCUAACAGAGCUUUCUGAAUAUGAAAAGAAUGUCACAAGACAGAUACACAAAUACAAUGCUUACAGAAAAGCAGCCACAGUUCUUUCAAAACACYCAACAAGAAUAAAAAAUGGAGAAGAAGCGAAAAAACUGCCAGGAAUUGGAGCACAAAUAGCCAAGAAGAUUGAUGAAUUUAUUACAACUGGAAAACUAGCCAAGUUAGAAAAGAUAAGAGCAGAAGAAAGUACAAGUGUCACAAAAGAACUAACCCGUGUGUCUGGAAUAGGGCCUGCUGCAGCCAAAAAAUUCAUUGAUGAUGGAAUUAAGAGUGUUGAAGACUUGAAGAAAAUAAAAGGAAUGUUGAAUCAUCACCAGCAAAUAGGCUUAAAAUAUGUUGAAGAGUUUGAAAAACGAAUUCCCAGAGAUGAAAUGGUAAAAUUAAAGGAUGUAGUUAUGGGUCACAUUGAAAAGUAUGAUAAAAAGCUCAAUGCAACUGUAUGUGGAAGCUUUCGCAGAGGAGCUGCAUCAAGUGGUGACAUUGAUAUUCUUCUUACUCAUCCCUCAUUCACAUCCACCUCAAAAACUUUUGAUAAGAAAAGCUUACUACAAAACUUGAUCAAACAAUUGGAAAAGGCCAAGUUUGUAACUGAUACAAUUUCAAUGGGUGAGACAAAAUUCAUGGGGGUUUGUAUCCUCCCAGCUGGUCCUAAAGAAAAAGCCAAUCUCCACAGGCGUAUUGAUAUCAGAUUGAUUCCUCAUGAUCAGUACUACUGUGGUAUCCUGUAUUUCACUGGAAGUGAUGUGUUCAAUAAAAAUAUGAGGCAUGAAGCCUUGGAAAAAGGAUUUACACUGAAUGAGUACUCUAUCAGACCUGUUGGAAGCACAGGUGUACCAGGUGAACCUUUGCCAGUUUCAAGUGAAAAAGACAUCUUUGACAUCAUUGGAAUGGAAUACAAAUCUCCAGAAGAUAGAAAUCUUUGAUUUCAUAUGUUAAAAAAACGAGACAUUUGAAUCUUAAAAGACCUUUCAAAAUUACUUGCAAAAACGAUAAUUCGAUAUUUUGACAGCUUUGAAAAAAAAAUUGUCAUAAAAAGCAUUUCUCUAGCUUGUAAAGCAUAUAUUAUUGUAGUAUCACCGAAAAACUAUUCCGUCUUGUUAAGUUAACCAAGCUUGAAUGAGUUAAUAAGUGACUUGAAAGUACUUGACAAAUUAAAGAUAUUGAGUAGUGAAA